AUGGCUGCCGCAAUCUCUUCCUUCUUCAGACAGUCAACCUGGAUCCCUACACCUGAACUGACCGAGAAGAAUCUGCCGAACCAAGCCGGACGCGUCUUCAUCGUCACUGGUGGCUACGCAGGUAUCGGCUACGAGCUCAGCAAGAUCUUGUACCAGCAUGAUGGCACUGUUUACGUUGCUGGACGCUCGGAGGAGAAGGGAAACAAGGCAAUCGCCUCGCUUCGUGAAGCUGUGCCUAACUCUAAGGGCAAGCUCGAAUUCAUGAAAGUUGACUUGGCCGACUUGACUACCAUCAAGCCUGGAGUUGAAAAAUUCCUGGCCCAAGAAUCGCGUCUUGACGUCCUCACGAACAAUGCUGGUGUCAUGACACCACCCAAGGGCUCCAAGACAGCUCAAGAGUAUGAGCUUCAGAUGGGAACGAACGUUCUUGGCUCAUUCCUGCUCACUAAGCUUCUGCUUCCGAUCAUUGAGAAGACGGCUGCCUCGUCGCCCGCUGGAUCAGUACGUGUGACCUGGGCUGGCUCUCUUGCCGUCGACCUCAUGUCUCCCACUGGUGGCGUGGCAUGGACGGAUGGUGAGCCCACUGUUCAUGGCACCCAGGAAGCCAACUAUGGCCAAUCAAAGGCUGGCAAUGCGCUCCUUGCCAGCGCCUUGCGUCGCCGUGUCGAGAAGUCCGGUGUGGUCUCGAAUGCAUGGAAUCCCGGCAACUUGAAGUCAGAGCUACAAAGACACAUGCCGAGCGUGCAGGCUAUGUUUGUCAACAUGAUCGUCUAUCCCGUCGUGAAUGGUGCUUACACCGAGCUCUUCGCUGGUUGGGGUGAGGAAGCUGGACAAGCCGAGAAUGCUGGCAAGUUCAUCAUUCCAUGGGGCCGAUUUGGACCCGUACGCUCAGAUGUUGCAGAAGCUAUGCAGAACGGGGGUGACGAGAAGCUUUGGGAGUGGUGUGAGAAGGCUUCUGCAAAGUAUUCUUGA
Aureobasidium subglaciale EXF-2481 is the source of this 972-nucleotide messenger RNA. RefSeq lists its product as uncharacterized. NCBI's taxonomy places the organism in Eukaryota, Fungi, Ascomycota, Dothideomycetes, Dothideales, Saccotheciaceae. Bases 1 to 972 code for a protein of 323 amino acids. The record is from RefSeq and is a predicted model, not a curated record. The transcript has 2 exons.